Molecule: messenger RNA, 863 nt
Organism: Malania oleifera
Lineage: Eukaryota; Viridiplantae; Streptophyta; Magnoliopsida; Santalales; Ximeniaceae
Exons: 7
Coding region: 218-568 (116 amino acids)
Cellular component (GO): cytoplasm
Molecular function (GO): protein phosphatase inhibitor activity
Source: RefSeq, a predicted model, not a curated record
GCUAAAAGCGUCCGUUAAAAUUAAUUAGAACACUUAAAGAACAACGACCCCAUUUCACCUCGCUCCCUCCCCCCCUCUCUGGCUCUCUCAUGCGCUGCGGCAACUUGCAGUAGCUUGCUGGGCCUUUUUCUCCGGUAAGCUUCGAACCGGUGAGCUGCGAUCGCGAAGGCUGGGUCUGCGCGUGAGCUGCUAUACGCCAGGGUGAUACAGGGAAAAUAUGUCAGGCAUGGAGGAUGUCAAAGGGCAUGAAGGGGAUGGUGCCCAAAACUCUGAAAAAUCCUUGCCAUCUUCCCAAGAAGAGGAGGAGGCUGUUAGGAAAAAAUAUGGAGGAAUUAUGCGCAAGAAGCCGCCUCUUAUAUCUAAGGACCAUGAACGUGCUUACUUUGAUUCUGCUGAUUGGGCAUUGGGAAAGCAAGGCGUAGAGAAGCCUAAAGGACCACUUGAAGCCCUUCGGCCCAAGUUGCAGCCCACACAACAGCAAACACGAUACAGGAAAUCUCCUUGUGCUCCAUCAGAUGGUGAAGAUGAAGGAAGUGCUGCCUCUGAGGGUGCAGCAGCCAGUGAAUGAGGGAAUGCCUUUUCAUCCUUCAGUAUUGUGAGGAUUGUUAUUUGUAUUCCAAUAUCUUGAUAGGUAGUGAGUAUUUAUCUGUUGGUUCUGUGAAUAAAAUCUGUGAAGAUGUUUUGAUUGGAGCUGAAUGGUUAAAUACUACAGACAUUUCUGGAAUUGUGACAUUCUUGCUGCAGUGUCUAAUUUCCAAGACGCCUAUUAUUGCAUGUAAAAGCUUCUGUGAUUAAGACUUUUCUUUUGAUAUUUAUUUUUUAAUUAAAAAUGCCUCUGGUGCCUCAGCAGGUAUUAGGAGUCC